This is a messenger RNA of Nelumbo nucifera (sacred lotus), 807 nucleotides long. RefSeq names its product histone H3.3. Gene Ontology annotation, molecular function: DNA binding; protein heterodimerization activity; structural constituent of chromatin. Lineage: Eukaryota; Viridiplantae; Streptophyta; Magnoliopsida; Proteales; Nelumbonaceae. Gene Ontology annotation, cellular component: nucleosome. The record is from RefSeq and is a predicted model, not a curated record.
UAGGGGAUUUACCGCACCUUAUUCCGAACUUUAGUUUAUAUUGAUUUGAGCGGGAGUCGGGCGGAAAUCAAUCCAAAGACAGAGAGGAUUAUUUCGAAAGAUUUUGAUCGUUCGACCUUGGAAAUUUUGCAAAUAUAGAUGGCUCGUACGAAGCAAACUGCUCGCAAGUCCACGGGAGGAAAGGCACCCAGGAAGCAGCUCGCUACCAAGGCAGCUCGUAAAUCUGCACCGACCACCGGAGGUGUGAAGAAACCUCACAGAUACCGUCCAGGAACUGUUGCCCUCCGUGAAAUUCGCAAGUACCAGAAGAGUACGGAGCUCCUUAUCAGGAAACUUCCGUUCCAGAGGCUUGUUCGUGAAAUCGCUCAGGACUUUAAAACGGAUCUCCGUUUCCAAAGCCACGCUGUGUUGGCCUUGCAGGAGGCGGCCGAAGCAUACCUAGUGGGACUGUUUGAAGACACUAACCUCUGUGCCAUCCAUGCCAAGCGAGUCACGAUCAUGCCCAAGGACAUCCAGUUGGCUCGUAGGAUCCGUGGUGAGAGGGCCUGAAGCUGGUGUUUGAUCUACCAUCAACAAUGGUGUUGGCUGGGAGGUGUUGCUACUGUUUUGUUCAUUUUUUUUUUUAAAUCUUUUUUAAGAAAUAGGACUUAAAACAAGUUGUAGUAAGUGAAUACAAUGAUGACUCUUCCGUGGUACAUAUGGUGGUGUGAUGUGCAGUUUAACAUGGAUGGAGUUUACAAUUUUUUUUGGAACUUGGUGUAGAUUGUUCUGUCUAAUKUGUUGAAACCGAUUUUCCAUUUCCUUGUC